This is a messenger RNA of Lachancea meyersii CBS 8951, 3444 nucleotides long. NCBI's taxonomy places the organism in Eukaryota, Fungi, Ascomycota, Saccharomycetes, Saccharomycetales, Saccharomycetaceae. The record is from the annotation of a GenBank genome assembly.
AUGCCAGAAUUCUGCCUUUCAGAUUGGCUUACCAAAUUUCAAACUGGCGACAAAGAAAACUUCGCUGCGGUGGAAAACCCGGCUAAUGAGCUGAACUCUGUGAUCGAUGUUCUAGCAGUUUCCCCCGAGCUUAUAGACGACAAUGAGGACACACUAGACAGUCUUAUUGGUCUAGCACACGGAUUUCCGCAGCUUCCGCCUCAACAUCAGAUUCAGCUCACGUACUUCAUCAGCUCGUCAUUAGGCAAUUUCGCACAGAGCAUUAAUUCAAGCUUGUCUGGAGGUGCAACGAAUUCUGAGGUCGUAAACUGCGUACCACAAUGGAAACGACAGCUCGAAGAAUAUGGCUAUCUGGUACAUGUAUUGCUGUACUUUUUGGACCAGGAGAUCUCAAGCUCUGCAUCACAAUCCAAUGCAGCAAAGGCCAAUGGAAGAAGCCAGAAUGCGACAGAUAGUAACCCUAGCGCAGCAAAGAGAACAUCAACGCAGAUCGAAAAUAUGCUGGAGAGUAUUUUGAAGGUUUUAGGCUUGAACAUAUCCAGAAUCUUUUCGACAACACCCGAAAGAGACCUUUUCGUUGGCCUCUUCACCAGGCCGAUUUAUGUUUUGAUUGAGACCGAACAAAUUCUGAAAAUGCCUGCAAUCAAGCUAUUUAUAUUGAAAAUCAUUGGUACCGCUGUGAAAAAUCAUGGCCAAAGCUCUAGCACGCAAAACGCGAUUUUAACCUCCUUAACUUACUUUCCCCACCUCAACACUUUUACAGCUGAACUACUGCAAACUAUCAACAACGAUUUUGACUACCCACAGCUCACGGAAGAUAUUCUACGAGACAUCAGCAACAAGGAAUUUAAUAGCAAAGACGUCAAGGGCCCCAAAACUGUCGCAACAUUUCUAGUGAAGUUGUCUGAGCUGAUACCGCGAAUAGUGCUAAGACAGAUGACCCUCAUUGUUAAGCUACUUAAUAACAGCUCUUUCACUUUGAGAUGUGCUGUAGUCGAAGCUUGCGGUAACAUUGUUAUCGAAAUCUCAUCAAAGCGUGAAGAUUUUGACUUGUACAAGCAAUCGGUGGAAGUCCUAAUCGAAUUAUUAGAAGAAAGGUUCACAGAUUCGAAUCCUUAUGUCAGAACAAAGGCAAUACAAGGCUGUUUAAAGAUAUGUGAUCUACCCAUCAAACUUAAGAAAAGUAGAUCUAACAUGGUCGAUCUGGCUGUACGCUCUCUGCAGGACAGGUCUUCUUUAGUUCGAAGAAAUGCAGUUAAGCUGCUCACUAAGCUUCUAUUAACCCAUCAAUUUGAUGCACUUCACGGCUCACAGCUGAAGCUCUCUCAAUGGGAGAGCCGCCUCGAAAGCGCCGAAACUGUGAUUUCCAACACCCUGGCUAUGUCCCCAGAAAGCAACACAAGUGGGCUAGACGAAGCUAUCGAGAGGAGUGUGCGUAAAGACGAUGAAAACGAGUCCAGUGAAGAUGAAGAUGAGCAGAUAUCUAGACUUGAAAGAGAAGCAGAAGAUCUGCCGACAACCAAUGCCAAUGCUGUAUUCAAGAUGAAAUUGACAAUUCAAUACUACAAAGAUGCUAUAGCGUUUAUUAAAGGUAUCCAUGAAGGGAUAGAGAGAUCGUGCCAGCUUCUACAGUCGAGGAACAGAAAUGAAGUUUUGGAGGUUAUGGACUUUAUAGUGCUGACAGAUGCUUAUGACAUCGAACUCAGUCCUCUUGGAGUUCGCAAAAUGCUGCACCUUGUCUGGAUGAAGGGUACUAAUGACGAAGGGACAAGCAUCGUAUCCCAUCUCAUAUCGAGCUACAAUCACUUAUUCCUCACACCUCCGGAUGGUUCGAAUUUUCGAGAGAAAGCUGCUUACAUCGCCAAGAAUCUGAUCAGCUUGACAGAAAACACAUCGGCUGCCGACUUGGCGUCUUUAGAAAAGCUUCUUGGUCUCAUAUAUGAGGCUGAUUACAUUGAUCAAGACGCUAUCAAUGUUUUGUGGGCAAUCUAUAGCUCUGGUGAGCCGCAUCAAAACGCUAGCGAUACAAAACAAAUACAUGGUGCGGUCAUUGUUCUUGGAAUGCUCUCACUGGCGGAUAACAACAUAGCGCAAAAAGGCCUGGAUUCUCUAUUGACUGUUGGCCUUGGUGAAGCUGGCACAAAGGAUCUUGUCUUAUUAAAAUAUUCAUGCGUCGCCCUCCAAAGAACAGUUCCGAAAACAGCCAGUGCGGUUACUGCAAGCAAUCUAAGAGAGAGCGAUGCUGUGAAAAAGCUGCAUGCUAGAAUUAUAGACUAUGUGGAAGACCCAGAGUUUUAUCCUGCCUGCGAGGAAGCUCUAAAGGCGCUUUUCGUGGUAUCAUCAGCUCCUGAUACUAUAGCCACCGAAAUCGUCAGGGAAAAAACCAUGAUGACUUUUGGCAAAAAGGAAUUCGAGGAUCAUUCUAACCACGCAACAUCUCGCAUCGUAUCUUUGGCGCAGCUCUUAUUCAUUGUUGGGCAUGUUGCCAUCAACACUACCAUCUACGUGGAAAAAUGUGAAGCCGAGUUCAAGAAACGUAAGAUAGAGGUCGAAACCAAGAGCACAUCUACAGGUGGUGCCGACACAGUUGACCAGGCGGCACAACGUCAACAGGAAUUAGAAAUGAUUGGCGGUACCAAUGAAGACGACUUUACUGAUGCCGUAAAUUUUGUCAAAGAAACUGAACUGCUUUACGGGGAUUCAUCACUGCUGGCUAGAUUUGGUCCCUUAGUGGAAGAAGUAGUCUCCAACAACGCUAAAUUUGCAGACCGCAUGUUACAAAGAACUGCAGUUCUUUGUCUAGAGAAGUUCAUGUGCGUAUCUGCCAAGUACUGUGAAACUAAUUUGCCGCUUCUAAUCACCAUCCUCGAAAAAUCGUCCGACCCUAUUGUACGUUCUAAUGCAAUUUUAGGCCUAGGAGAUAUGGCGGUGUGCUUUAACAACUUAGUUGACGAGAACACCGAAUUUCUGUACCGUCACUUGCACGAUGAUGACCUGAUGGUUCAAAAAACUUGCUUGAUGACCGUUACUUUCUUAAUUCUUGCAGGCCAAGUUAAGGUCAAAGGGCAGCUUGGUCAAAUGGCAAAAUGUUUGGAGAAUCCAGAUCAGGGAAUUAGCGAUAUGUGCAAAUUGUUUUUUACUGAGUUGGCUACUAAAGACAACGCUAUUUACAAUGGGUUCAUCGACAUAUUCAGUGGCCUGUCGAAUGACGAGCACCUGGAACGCAACUCCUUUAAGAGGAUCUUGAAGUUCUUAUUGACCUUCAUCGAUAAAGAAAAACACCAAAAGCAGCUGAGCGAGAAACUGUCCGUGCGUCUGCAAAAAUCUGAAACCCAAAAGCAGUGGGAUGAUGUUGCAUUUGUCUUGAACAGUAUCCCUCAUAAAACUGAGAAGGCACUUGCCCUGUUAGCGGAUGGCUUCAAGUUCGUGGUGGCUAGAGAAUAA